Molecule: messenger RNA, 1380 nt
Organism: Drosophila biarmipes
Lineage: Eukaryota; Metazoa; Arthropoda; Insecta; Diptera; Drosophilidae
Gene: Gr64b
Product: gustatory receptor for sugar taste 64b
Exons: 7
Biological process (GO): detection of chemical stimulus involved in sensory perception of taste; sensory perception of sweet taste
Cellular component (GO): membrane
Molecular function (GO): sweet taste receptor activity
Source: RefSeq, a predicted model, not a curated record
AUGACACCCGUCAACCCACUCCCGGGCCAUUUGUCAUGUCAGCUGAAGGUGACAGGCGGUGCAAUUAGUUGUAAAUACUUAGUGGGUAAAUCGUUUAAAACAGCCACGCCCCCUGAGUUAUGUGGGCAGCUUUUCUCACGCCAGAUUGGCAGGUCGGUGGUUAGUGCUAGCUUGGCCAUGCCGCAGGGCGAGACAUUCCACCGGGCGGUCUCGAAAGUUCUUUAUAUUUCACAAAUAUAUGGCCUGCUUCCGGUCAGCAAUGUUCGCGCUUUGGAUGUCGCGAACAUCCGGUUCAGUUGGUUCUCUCCUCGCAUUUUUUACUCCACUCUCGUUUUAAUCCUAAAUCUCUGCGAAUUUGGGGCCGUCAUAAACUAUGUCAUCAAGGUGGCCAUCAACUUUCACACCUCCAGCACGCUUUCUUUGUAUAUUGUCUGUCUCUUGGAGCACCUUUUCUUCUGGAGACUGGCCAUCCAGUGGCCAAGGAUUAUGCGCACCUGGCAUGGAGUGGAGCAGCUCUUCCUAAGGGUUCCUUAUAGGUUUUACGGGGAGUACAAGAUGAAAAGGCGCAUCUACAUUGUGUUUGCCAUUGUAAUGUCAUCGGCUUUGGUGGAACACUGUCUGCUGCUCCUCAACUCGUUCCAUCUCAGCAACAUGGAGCGCACCCAGUGCAAGAUCAAUGUCACCUACUUCGAGAGCAUCUACAAGUGGGAACGUCCUCACCUCUACAUGAUCCUGCCCUACCACUUUUGGAUGCUGCCUAUUUUAGAGUGGGUUAACCAGACUAUUGCCUAUCCGCGCUCCUUCACCGACUGCUUCAUCAUGUGCAUUGGCAUUGGAUUGGCCGCCAGAUUUCAUCAGCUCUAUCGAAGGAUUGCUGCUGUUCAUAGGAAAGUAAUGCCUGCGAUUUUUUGGACAGAGGUGCGGGAACAUUAUCUGGCCUUAAAGAGGCUUGUGCAUCUUCUGGAUGCCGCGAUAGCCCCACUGGUUCUCCUGGCCUUUGGCAAUAACAUGUCCUUUAUUUGCUUUCAGUUGUUCAACAGCUUCAAAAAUAUAGGAGUGGACUUUCUUGUAAUGUUGGCCUUUUGGUACUCCCUUGGCUUCGCCGUUGUCCGCACCUUAAUGACAAUUUUUGUGGCCUCUUCAAUAAACGAUUACGAAAAAAAGAUUGUCACAGCUUUGCGGGAUGUGCCCUCCAGAGCUUGGUCCAUAGAGGUUCAGCGUUUUAGCGAGCAAUUGGGAAAUGAUAUGACAGCUCUCUCCGGCGCUCACUCGUCCUGGCUGUAGAUGGGCACCACAAUCAUCACCUAUGAGCUCAUGAUAUCGGAUGUCAUCAACCAAGGUUCCAUCAGGCAAAAGACCCAGUACUGCAGGGAAUACUAG